Closterium sp. Naga37s-1 is the source of this 2823-nucleotide messenger RNA. The record is from the annotation of a GenBank genome assembly. Lineage: Eukaryota; Viridiplantae; Streptophyta; Zygnematophyceae; Desmidiales; Closteriaceae.
AUGACAGACGGUCCUACCCCUGCGAGCCAUGGGGGAGACGGCCGACCGGUGGAGUGUACAACGACCAGUAAUCCAUCGUCGACCCUGCCGCUGCUUUACGAUCUCGACGCACUGUCACAAAUCCCGGCAGGCGAGUCCACCAAGGACAUUCCGCCCGCGCCCAUAGGGGAAUUUACGAAACCACGCAAAUCGACGGCACCGACAAAUGCUGGGGAGGCCGGGACGUCGUCGGUGCCGACGAAUGCUGGGGAGGCCGGACUGUCGUCGGUGCCGACGAAUGCUGGGGAGGCCGGACCGUCGUCGGUGCCGGACGGAGCGGGCGAUCAGGAUGAGGAAAGUGACGACGCUUCAUCGUGCAGCGACGAUGAAGACGAAGACGACCCACGGCCUCGACGUGGCGCAGGUCCGCGCACGUUGGAAGAGAAGCUCAGGGGGGAACGUGCGUUCAUAGAGGAUCUGUUGGACGAGGACGAGCUUGAGGACCUGUUAAACAUGGCGGUGCCACGAGAACAGUGGAAGGCGGCCGACUUCGUCGAGGAAGAUAUAGUCUACGCGUGCGUCGACGUACUCGUGAUGGAGGCAAUGCGCCACCUGAAAACCCUGGAGGCUAAGAGCACGCUGAAGCUGUACACCUCUUGGAUUUACCACUACAAGAGGCGGGAGUACAAGAUCGACGCCGAGACGAACGCGCCGGUGAAAUCGAACACGGUGCACAUGAUCCUAGGCCGCAUCAAGGCCUGCCAGAUGGCGGCGAGGGUGGAGGCGACUCUCUUCAAGGAGAAGGAGUUGGGCAUCAUGCGGGAAAUCUCGGUGGUCCGGUCGGAGGUGCGGGUCAUGGUCCGCACAAAAAAUCAGAAUGACGUCAGGAAUUGCGCGGACCGUCGACGCGGCACCAUCGGCGACACAUACACCGCCGAACAGUUCCGCCAGAUCAUGAUGAGGGUGCUGCCAACCUGGGUGGCAUCGGCGUGGAACCCGCGGGCAACCACUCCUUCGCAGACGCUGUGGAGGUUUCUUCUCGUGAAGGUGCUCACGCUACUCUCCCACCACAGUCUCCUGCGUGGGGCCAGCAUCCGCGAAAUCACACUCCCCGACAUCUUCUUGUACCGACUGGCUAGCACCUCGUCGGUGAACCCGGAAAACCAGCCGGUCGUCAUGGUGAUCGCCGCACGGAACUCGAAGACGUCCAAGGAUGCGCGUCUUCAGCAGAGCUACGCGGCGCGGCACCUCGAAGCGGAGUUGUGCGCCGUCGGCGAGACCGGCCUGUGGCUGCACUUCAUCCUCGACCAGAUCCGUCAGUUUCACGGCGUCGACCUCAUCCCGCCGGUGGACACCAGCACGCGCGAGCGCUGGUACAAGAAGCACCUGUUCUUCGCCCGCAACGACGAGGAGCAAAUGGAACUCCCUGCUGCCAGCCACCAGCGAUGGACGAGGCAGAUGUGGAAGACGAACGGUGUGUUCUGCAAGCGGAACGUCCACGCCGCUCGAGCAGGCGGGGCGCAGGAGCUGGCCAUCGACGGUACGUCUCGCGCCGAGAUAGCCGAGCUGGGUCACUGGGCGAUCGACAAGAUGACUCGAGCUUACAUCACCGCCAUUCCCGUCGGCGUGGUGAUGAAGAAGGCCGGCUAUUCGGGUGCCAAACAGGACUACUUCUUGGGUCGCAGCAGGGUGGAACCCGGCGACGAACUCCUGGCGCUCAUCGCCGAGUACAUCUUCCCGGGCGUUGACGACCUGGUUAAGAAGAUCAUGCGCCGCAUUGUCGUCGAAGACCUCGCUGUGAAACUCGUCCGCACCCCUUGGCAUCCGUACGUCCAAUAUUCCAAGCUCUGCAGGAUUCCCCUCUUCCAGCACUGGGCGAAGAGGGUCGAGAAGCUCGACACCGAGACAAUAAAAAAGCGCCGAGACCCGACCCUCAUUCAGCCUGAGGAGAUAUCUGUCCGCUUGGACGCCGAACACGCGGUCAUGUCGCUCACCGACACACUGAAGUACGAGAGGGAAAGGUCGGCGGUCCAGAAGAUAGACCUCGAAGAGGAUAUCGAGAAGCGCGACGCGAUCAUCGCGACGCUGACAGCAGAGAUAACCCGCCUCACAGAGGCACUCCGCGUCUCAGAAGCAAGGAGGAUGCCAGAGGCGUCGCCAGCUGCGAACGAGCAGUCGCCGAGGGACGGUGGCUCCGCGGACUCGGCAAGCACGGGUUCCGGAGCCAAGAAACCCCCGAAACCCCCACAGACAGUCGAAGAGGCUAGUUACGAGCUCAACGUGGUGCAGCCUUGGCGGGAUGCAACGACCGUGAGGGACGCGUGGCGCCUCUGGACCUCUUGCACCAGCGCCGACACCCGUCGUCUGUGCGACAGGUUUGCAGAGCCGGGGUUCGUCGACCGCCACACCCUCCUCAAAGGCGCGACGCAGGGAGCACUCGAGAAGAGGGUGCGCCGCAUGAUGAAGGUCAUUGAUGCAGUGCACCAUCUUCGCCGGAGCGACGGCGAGGCCGACACAGAAGCCGUCGUCGCAGCGCUUAACAAGAUAGUGGCGCCUGGCAUUGGGACCUUCUCGGAUGCACUCACGGUGCUCAACGCUGAUGCCGUAGCGACGUACUCCCAGCCGGGUAAGGGCGUCAAGGGGCUCGGCAAGAGGGAAUUUUCCAAGCUUCGUGUCGCCUGUGCGUUCGUGGCUCGCGGGCUGAAGCCGGAACAGUGGGUCGCUGACCUGUUCCCGGACACCUGGAAGGAGCAGAUGAAGAUGACGUUGGCCGACAUGGCCGGGGAGGACGAUGGGCAGCUGCCCCCGACCAAGAAGUCGCCCAAGCGCAAGAAGACCGCGUAA